UCUCAGAUCUAAAAAUAUUAAGCGACAAAACGCUAAACACAUCUUAAGAAAAAAAAAAAUCCCCCAAAUUGAUUCCUUCAAACCCUAAAUUUCUUCUUUGAAAAUCUCUAAUUCCACUUCUUACAUCCCAAAUUCUACAUUGUUCUUCACCUUUCUCUCCUCCUUUCUCUCUUCUUUCACUCAUCCUCUCACGUUUCAGAUGGAAAAGGUUUGUUGAUUUUGUCUCUCUUUUCCCUUUGAAUCUAUAGCUUCUAAUCCUUGUUUGUUGGUUGUAUCGCUCCUCUGUUGGUUUUGUCUCUCCUCUUUUUUUGAAUUUGCAGCUCAAAAGGGUAACGUUUUUGAAGUGUUUUUGUGCACACAAGGUGUUCGACGAAUUGACUGUGAGACAAAAACCAAGAAAAGACUCAACAUCUCUUUCUCUGGGUUCGUUUCUCUCUUCUCCAAGUUUACUAUUGACAAUAUACUUAGCUUCAAUUAAGCUACUAGGAGACCGAGUUUUGGUAAGACCAAAGAGACAGAGAAAAAGACUUGACUUUUGAAUAUAGAGAAUUGAGAGAUGGGUGAUAGUCAAGAAUUCUCAGAAGUUCCUGAUCUAAGUCAAUGGUGUUCGAGUUAUAUCUAUGAGUCACCGAUGAUGGAUACAAGUGAUGGUCUUGGGUUUGCUUUUCUUGGAGAAAGUAAAAGUAUAAAGGAAAUGGAAUUAGUCUCUUCUCACGCUAAAGAUAUGUCUCAGUCCCAAAUUGAGUUUUCAGAAGAUAUUAUGAAUCUCGUCGUUGAGGACAGUGAGAUAGAUGAAGACAACAGUCUUUGGGGAAAACCUAAGAGAAAAGGUAGCAAUGUUUUCCGAAAACCUAAGAGAAAGGAUGAGACUACAACAACCUAUGAAGCUGAGCUAAAUUACUUGAAGAACCGAGUCUAAUAUCUAGAAAACGAAGUAAGGAUUUUGCAUGAUCUCAUCAAUAACUUCAUUGGCAAAAGUAGUAUAUAGAAGUUAGGAUAUUAGUUUAAGUGUUGGAUUGAGACUUGUGUUAUGUAUGAAUUGAUUUUUGGUUUAUGAAAUGGUGUAUACUUUUU
Messenger RNA from Arabidopsis thaliana (thale cress), 1074 nucleotides. RefSeq lists its product as uncharacterized. The record is from RefSeq and is marked reviewed. Lineage: Eukaryota; Viridiplantae; Streptophyta; Magnoliopsida; Brassicales; Brassicaceae. The transcript has 4 exons. The coding region runs from base 557 to 919 and encodes 120 amino acids.